AUGUCCGCUGUCAAAGACGUCAACUCUCCUCUCCUCACUCAGACGACAAAGGCACCCACUUCGCAAACACCCGCUAUGCCUACAGGACCCAAAUCCCAAGCCCCAGACGCGGCAACCGCGACUAUAGCACCGAAGCCGAUCCAGACAAACCUCACGCCCAUCACUCCACGGAAGGCGGACACGGCACUAUCAUGGGGAGCACCGGCCGGUUUGCCCAUACGCAGCAAUAACGACGAGAACCUCAUUAUCUUCAGGAAAGCAUUGGGGAUCAACUACCACCGCGAGGCGGCCGAAGCGGGCACGCUGGAAGAGGGACGACGUUCUGCUAUCGGAAUUUACCGCUCGGUAAUAGAAGCCCAAACGACCAAGUUCACGCAACAUGCUUUGCUGCAAGCUUUCCUCUAUAUCGUUUACUUUGCGCAAAUCAUCAUCGGCGCGGCUCUGACAGCACUGGGCCCGACGGCCGCGCGAUACGAACUGGCCAUCACCAUCCUCGGCGCGGUCAACACCAUCCUCGCCGGCGUGCUUGCUCUCAUCAAAGGCUCGGGCCAGCCACAGAAGCUCGGGAAAGACCGCAUCGGAUACCGGAGGCUGCAAGACUGGAUCGAAGAGACCGAAUCUCUACUUGCGGUGGGUGUCAUCGGGCGCAAUAGGAAAGAGGUUGGUCUCCUCGUCGAGAGCGCCUUCAAGCGGUACAACGCGGCGAAGGCAAGCGAGGAGAACAACGAUCCGGACUAUUAUGUUACCCAGCCGGUGGAGCCGGUGGGACGUCAUGGGAGCGAAGACUCGGGCAGCGGUGGUAAACGAGUCGGAGAAUCGAAGUGA
Anthostomella pinea is the source of this 825-nucleotide messenger RNA. Lineage: Eukaryota; Fungi; Ascomycota; Sordariomycetes; Xylariales; Xylariaceae. The record is from the annotation of a GenBank genome assembly.